UCUGCUCUGCUCUGCUCUGCUCACUCUUUCCCCUCCACCAUUGAAGAAACAUGCGUUUUCUUCUCCUCUUCUUCCUUUCCCUUAUUCACCAUUUCCAUCUCCUCCACUUCACCACCGCAAAACCACCUUACGUGCCGGAAUACCGGGCAUUACUCUCCCUGAAAACUGCCAUUACCGAUGACCCACAAUGUGCUCUUCUUUCAUGGAAUAUCUCAACAAGUCAUUGUACAUGGAGAGGUGUCACGUGCGACCGGUAUCGUCACGUGACUUCUCUCGACAUCUCUGGUUUUAAUCUCACCGGUACUCUCACGUCGGAAGUUGGUCAUCUCCCUUUUUUGCUCAAUCUUUCUGUAGCUGUUAACCAGUUCUCUGGACCCAUUCCUAUAGAGCUCUCGUUUAUACCAAAUCUGCGUUACCUUAACCUCUCUAACAACAUUUUCAAUUUGAGUUUCCCUCCCCAGCUUACCCAUCUCCGGUACUUGAAAGUUCUCGAUAUUUAUAAUAACAAUAUGACUGGUGACCUUCCGGUUGGGGUUUACAAUUUGACAAAUCUUCGACAUCUUCAUUUGGGUGGCAAUUUUUUUAGUGGCAGUAUUCCACCGGAGUAUGGUAGAUUCCCAUUCCUAGAAUACCUUGCAGUUUCUGGAAAUGCGCUCGUCGGUAUGAUACCUCCGGAGAUCGGGAAUAUUACCACACUUCUUGAGCUUUACAUUGGAUACUACAACACGUUUUCCGGUGGGUUACCGGCGGAAAUAGGGAACUUGUCGGAGCUCAUUCGGUUAGAUGCUGCAAACUGUGGACUUUCCGGUGAGAUUCCGCCGGAGAUAGGGAAGCUUCAGAAAUUAGAUACACUGUUCUUGCAAGUGAAUGGUCUUUCUGGGUAUGUUACACCGGAAUUGGGGAAUUUAAAAAGCUUGAAAUCUUUAGAUCUAUCAAACAAUAUGCUCUCCGGUGAAAUACCGUUCACAUUCACAGAGCUGAAGAAUCUAACUCUGCUAAAUCUUUUCCGUAACAAGCUUUACGGGUCGAUACCGGAGUUCAUAGAAGAUUUGCCGAAACUGGAAGUAUUGCAGCUUUGGGAAAACAACUUUACCGGAAGUAUUCCACAGGGUUUAGGCAAAAACAGUAAGUUAACAAACGUUGACAUCAGUACCAACAAAUUAACCGGAAAUUUGCCCCCAAACAUGUGUUCCGGCAACAAGCUACAGACGUUGAUCACUCUCGGAAACUUCUUGUUUGGCCCAAUUCCAGAAUCUUUAGGUGAGUGUCAAUCACUUAAUAGGAUUAGAAUGGGAGAAAAUUUUCUAAAUGGGUCUAUUCCAAAAGGGCUAUUAAGUUUGCCCAAGCUUUCACAAGUAGAACUUCAAGAUAAUCUUCUCACUGGUACAUUUCCAGUGACUGGUUCUGUUUCAGCUAGUCUUGGACAGAUUUGUCUUUCGAAUAAUCAUUUUACGGGGCCUCUACCAUCGAGCAUUGGUAAUUUUACUGGUGUUCAAAAGUUGCUUCUUGAUGGGAACAAAUUUUCUGGUCAAAUUCCAGCUGAAUUAGGGAAAUUGCAGCAGCUGUCGAAAAUGGAUUUUAGUGGUAACACUUUUUCAGGCCUGAUUCCACCGGAGAUAAGCCGGUGCAAGGCUUUAACUUAUGUUGAUCUUAGUAGGAAUAAGUUAUCUGGUGAAGUUCCUACUGAGAUCACUGGUAUGAGGAUACUGAAUUACUUGAAUGUAUCUCGGAAUCAGUUAGUUGGGAGUAUACCUGCACCUAUUGCUGCAAUGCAGAGUUUAACUUCGGUUGAUUUUUCGUAUAACAACUUAUCUGGAUUAGUUCCGGGUACUGGUCAGUUCAGUUACUUCAAUUACACAUCAUUUAUUGGUAAUCCAGAUCUUUGCGGACCCUAUUUGGGUCCUUGCAAAGAAGGUAUUGUUGAUGGGGUUAGUCGACCUCAUGAGAGAGGUGCAUUUUCGCCUUCUAUGAAGCUUUUACUUGUUAUCGGAUUGCUUGUUUGCUCGAUUGUGUUUGCUAUUGCUGCAAUUAUUAAAGCUAGAUCGUUAAAGAAGGCGAGUCAGGCUCGUGCCUGGAAGCUUACUGCUUUCCAACGCCUGGAUUUUACUUGUGAUGAUGUAUUGGAAUGUUUGAAAGAGGAUAACAUUAUUGGUAAAGGAGGUGCUGGAAUAGUAUACAAGGGGGUAAUGCCAAAUGGUGAACUUGUUGCUGUUAAAAGGUUGCCGGUUAUGAGCCGUGGUUCUUCCCAUGAUCAUGGGUUUAAUGCCGAGAUACAGACACUUGGGAGUAUUCGACAUAGACAUAUUGUUAGAUUAUUGGGAUUUUGCUCAAAUCAUGAAACAAAUCUUUUGGUUUAUGAGUACAUGCCUAAUGGAAGCCUUGGUGAAAUGCUUCAUGGAAAGAAAGGAGGUCACUUGCAUUGGGAUACCAGGUAUAAGAUAGCAUUGGAGGCUGCAAAGGGACUUUGUUAUCUUCAUCACGAUUGCUCGCCUUUGAUCCUCCAUCGUGAUGUAAAAUCAAACAACAUUCUUCUGGAUUCCAGCUUCGAAGCUCACGUUGCUGAUUUUGGGCUUGCCAAGUUUUUGCAAGACUCGGGAACAUCAGAAUGCAUGUCUGCUAUUGCUGGUUCUUAUGGCUACAUUGCACCAGAAUAUGCAUACACACUCAAGGUAGAUGAGAAGAGUGAUGUAUACAGCUUUGGUGUGGUUCUGUUAGAAUUGGUGAGUGGGAAAAAGCCGGUUGGAGAAUUUGGUGAUGGCGUUGACAUAGUCCAAUGGGUAAGGAGAAUGACAGAUGGGAAAAAGGAAGGAGUUCUCAAGAUCCUUGAUCCAAGACUCUCAACAGUUCCCCUUCAUGACGUGAUGCAUGUGUUCUAUGUUGCAAUGCUGUGUGUCGAAGAGCAAGCUGUUGAACGCCCCAAAAUGCGCGAGGUUGUGCAAAUGCUAACUGAGCUUCCCAAGCCAUCUGGUCCAAAAACAGAAGAUUCAACAAUCACUGAGUCGCCCCCAUCAUCAGGUCCUGCAUUAGAGUCUCCCACUUCGACUCCUGGAGACACGAAAGACCAGUACCAUCAUCAGCCAUCACCUCAAUCUCCUCCACCUGACCUACUCAGCAUAUGACCUACAAUGUUCCCUUCUAAUAGAGGGUGUAAUUCUCUUCCUUUAGUUUUAUUAUCAGUUUUAUUGGGGGUUGGUUUAUUGUUUAGGCGAUAAGCUUUUACUAGGAAGUGAGUUUCAUUGUACAGUAAGAUUGACUAAGGUAUCUGAGUAACUUUAUCCUUCAAAUUUUCCCAUUUGCUGUUUAGCUUUUUGAUAUUGAAAGAAUCACCACUAGCCACUUUUCAUCAUUACUAGAAAUU
Solanum stenotomum is the source of this 3358-nucleotide messenger RNA. RefSeq names its product leucine-rich repeat receptor-like serine/threonine-protein kinase BAM1. The transcript is spliced from 2 exons. The record is from RefSeq and is a predicted model, not a curated record. Gene Ontology annotation, biological process: hormone-mediated signaling pathway; protein phosphorylation. Lineage: Eukaryota; Viridiplantae; Streptophyta; Magnoliopsida; Solanales; Solanaceae. Gene Ontology annotation, cellular component: plasma membrane. The coding region runs from base 51 to 3119 and encodes 1022 amino acids. Gene Ontology annotation, molecular function: protein binding; protein kinase activity; ATP binding.